Molecule: messenger RNA, 4227 nt
Organism: Calypte anna (Anna's hummingbird)
Lineage: Eukaryota; Metazoa; Chordata; Aves; Apodiformes; Trochilidae
Gene: N4BP2L2
Product: NEDD4 binding protein 2 like 2
Exons: 11
Coding region: 82-4008 (1308 amino acids)
Biological process (GO): negative regulation of transcription by RNA polymerase II
Cellular component (GO): nucleus
Molecular function (GO): transcription corepressor activity
Source: RefSeq, a predicted model, not a curated record
GCUCCUUUCGGCCGCCUGCUGGAGUGCGUAGAUCGCCGCGGCGGCGGGGGAGGACGGGCGAGCUGGCGCCUCAGCUUUGAGAUGCUUCAAGCUGAAAGUAAAGAAAGGCUCUUGGAGUGUCAGGAUGAAAUCACGGUGGAACCAUCUUCUAAAAAACUGAAAUCUACAGACAGGGCUUGUGAGAAAGUCUCUGAUUAUGAUAACCAGGAUAUUCAAGAGGAAUUGGAUGCUGAGAGAACAUCAAAUGAUUUGAUACCAGUGUAUGCCUCAGAUAACCAAGGGCAACAUGAAGUGCAGAAGCAAGAGAAAAUGCCUACUGGUGUCUUAGGAACACUGAGUGAAGUUUUCCCUGAAAAUAAUCUAGUGCUUAGUCAGCCAAUUGAUGCAGAAAUUGUGCAGAAUGUAAAUCCUGCAUUUUCAUCAAUAAAUUAUGCUAAAGUGGAAGACAAUAAAGGCCAUUCAAUUACAAAUAAUGCUGGUGAAGAUAGUAAUAAAAAUAGCAGUAUAUCAUCAUCAGUAACUAGAAAUGCAUCAGAUGAGGAGUUUUUUACAAGCAAAGAAUUUAUUGGACCCAUUUACAAACCUGCCAAAGGCAACAAACAGGACAAAUCUGGGAGCAGCAAUGAAUGUGGAAGCAGUGGGGUUGAUCAGGAUGAAUUGCAUGAAAAGAAAGCUAAAAGAAAGGAGGCAAAGAAGUUGCAUACUGUUUCUUCUGUGGUGCCAGAAAUGGAUGAUGAACUAGACCAGUUUUAUAAAGAAAUUAACCAGCUGGAAAAUGAAAGUUUAGAUACUGCUUUUCAGGAAAAAGAAAUAGAAACUUCUCAGGAACAAUAUUCUCUACCUAACUGUAGUCAAACCUCACCAGAGGACCAUCAACAUGUGUUGUUGGGCAGCCCACAACCAUUUUAUAAGAAUGGACAGUGUUUCUCAGGGGAACAGAAAACUGAGAAAACAAGCAAUGAGCAGCAGUUUCUUGUAGAAGCAAGUGGCUGGAAGACUGAAAAUACCUUCAAUGGACAAGUAGAUUCCUCAGUGCCUGAAUUCAGACCUGCUUGGCAGUCAGCAGAGUCUUUCAUACUACCUCAGGGCCCUUUUCCUCCUAGAAUCAACCAUCAGUCACAUUUCCUGGGACUCAAUUCUCCACAUCAAAAAACAAAUGCUCUCCCUUCUCACAGUGCUGAGCUUUUGCACAAAAAUUAUAAUGGUUACCAUGGAAAUAGUAAUACUAACAACCAUAGUCUAUUGUUUGAUCAAAGUGCCAACUAUGAGGAUAUCCAUACUACUCACAUCUUCAGAAAUGGAAAUAAUGACCAGAACAGACUCCAAAAUAAUGACCAGAAUCGACUCCAACAUAAUGGUUUCUGUGAAGCCAGAGAAAAGUGUUGGAAUGAUCCAACAGCUGACAAUAUAGAAGGAAUGCAGGGCUUUUCUUCCAUGCAGUUACCUAAAGAAAGAUUCAGUUGCCCACAGAAAUGGCUCCUAAUCUUAAGAGGUCUGCCUGGUUCAGGGAAAUCAACACUUUCUCGUACUCUGCUUGGUCAAAGUUGUGAUGGCAUUGUACUCAGCACUGAUGAUUAUUUUCGUCAGCAAGAUGGAUAUACAUACAAUGCUGCUCACCUUGGUGAUGCCCAUGACUGGAACCAGAAGAGAGCAAAACAAGCAAUGGAGCAGGGAAAAUCUCCAGUGAUAAUAGACAACACUAACACUCAAGCCUGGGAAAUGAAGCCAUAUGUGCAAGUGGCUCUAGAAAAGGGGUACAGAGUGGAGUUCUAUGAGCCAGAUACUUGGUGGAAGUUUGAUCCUGAAGAAUUAGAAAAGAGGAAUAAACAUGGGGUCACUCGUGAGAAGAUUGCUCAGAUGUUGGAACGAUACGAGUAUCAAAUAUCCAUACCUAUUGUCAUGAAUUCAGUGGUACCUCCCCACAAAAACAAUCAAAGGCCACCUCUGCAGCGAAGACAUAGGGAGACAAUUUUAAACAACCAUAGGCACCUAUGGACAAAUGGAAAGCAGAGGAAAAAGCAGAAAAGAAACAAAAAAAUGAAAGCAAAUCAUACAGAAAUUAUGAAGCAAAAGUUAAGCAGAGCAGCUCGUCGUCCGAUCACAGAUGACCAGGACACAUCAGAAAGUGAAGAGGAUGCUUUGGAAGAAGAGAACAGCAAAUCAUUGUGUACCUUCAGUGAAGGUCCAGAGGAUCCAGAAACAGUUUGUGGAGAGCAGCUUAAUGGUAAUGAUGAAAACCCAAAAGAAGAUGCAGUGGUUUCAAAAGAAGAGUUUUCGGUUGCUGUGUGUGAGUUCUCAGCAAUGUCAAAUAGUCCACUGAAGCAUGAAUUGCCCACAGAUGUAAAACCUUGUUCUACUGAAAUGCUAACCAAAAAUGCAUUUGGUGAUGAGGAAACAAAUCAGAGGCACCCAGGAAAUCUUCACAGAAGGAGUUUACUAAAAAUAAGCAGUGAUAAAAAUUCCUUCCAGGAAACAGAAAGUAUCUCUGAAGGUUAUAACAUGGCAGUGUUAAGCACAGAAAACAAACUUGAAUCAUAUCAAAAUACACGUGAAGCUGACGUGAAGGCUAAGCUGUUAAAUUUAAAUGGUGAGGAAAUCUCUCAGUGUUACAGUUCAAACAUAGAUGAUAAAGUGCCUGAUAAGAACACUGAGGACAAAGGUGCAUUAAAAGCAGAAGAGAAUAGCUCUAAUGCCUGGGCUUGUUUUUCAGUUAAUUUACCUACAGAGCAAUUGCAGCUGGGCUUUGACACACAAGUUUCUCUGUCAUCUUGUUCUGAGGAUAAAUUAGUAUGUGAACAAAGACCCCAGAAAAUUAAGAAAACUAAACAAACUCUUAAGAACAGUCCAGAAAAGCUGAACUGUUGUUGGUCAACUGGAGAACUGAGAAAGGAAAACCAUCAGGUAGCAGUAACUGAGGAGCCUGGGGAUACAAUAAGCAGUGGUCUAUUGGCAUCUCCAGCUGGUGAAAUGCACUUUGAUUCCCUUGUGGAAGUCAGGAGCACCUUCAGGCUGCAUUCAGGGGAAGGAAAUGUUCCAAGAAAUUGUGCUGCACCAGCUACAUCAAAGAGAAAAGGAUACAGAAGAAUUGUCAAUUUAGCACCCAAGUUUAAUCUACCAAGACAAAUUGCUGCUACUUCAGAAGGGAGGAAGGAAGUCCCAGGAAAAAGUGGUGUUCCCAAAACCAGUGUUCUGAAAGUGGAGCAAAAGAGCUUUGUAAGGAAAGACUGUGGAGAAGAACAUGAGCUGAACUGUGCAUUCUGGGAAUAUCCUGCACCUUACGGUGGCAAUGAAGCAACCUGUUCUGCACCCCCCCUGGGAGCAGAUGCCUUGUUACAUGAUAUUUCUUCCCUUCAUUUGGGACGAUCUUCUAUGCCAAAAUAUUCCUGCAGGGCUUGUGUAGUUUCCAGGAUGAAGGGGGAAAAAGCUAGAACUUUUAAGCAACAACAGGGACUUGAUGAAAAAGAGAGUGAACAAGUUUCUUCAGGGGUUACUAACAGCCAGCCAGAUAUUUUGUCUUCUGUUAAAGUUGUUUCUGAAUACCCAGGAGAUUCUAGUCUAUUGGCAAGCUGUGGUGAAAAUGUGCAGGAAGCAGAUGACCCUGAACCAGCAGAGGCCUCACAGCUUGAAGAAAAUAAAGAUGUGAAUAUGAGAUGGAGUUUUCUGGGACUUCCCUUAUCGUUAGGAUUUGCUUUUCAACUUGUGCAACUCUUUGGUUCUCCAGGUCUUCCAGUGGAGUCCUUGUUGCCAGAUGAUUAUAUAGUUCCUCUUGACUGGAAAAUUUCAAAGAUGAUCUAUUUACUGUGGAAGACCUCUGUGGAGGAGAAACAGAAAACAAAUGCAUUGCAGAAUGGAAAUGCUUUGGCUGAUGAUACUGUUAGUCUUGAAGAUCUAAAUGAAAAUUGCCAAGAGAACCAUAACUCCUCUGAAGCACAUGCAGACAGGGAGAAGUUUCAAGGCCAGAUUGAAGAGAACACUGACUGUCAGGGUGCUGUGUUUCAUCAGUUGUGACUGAGCAUCUUAAGUUCUUCAUGAAGGAAAAGAAACUCUUCACUUUGAUACCACCGUGGGAGGACUUCAGUUGGCCAGCAAGGAUUUCAAUAGUAAGGCAUAACCUGGAAGAAAGUACCCACUUCAGUGUUUUGCUGUGAAUCUUUGGCCAUCUUCCCCCCAGAGCCCCUCAAUAUCAACUUCUCUGUCCAUGUAAUAAAAAACAAAAUUGAAAUAACA